AUGGGUGCAGGUGCUGCCAAACACGGUUACAAAAGUGGCAUUUUGCCUGCUGUUAGACCCAUUCUCAAAAACCCCACUUUCAAGCAGAAAACCAUAAUAGAAAAGGUUCAAGCUCCAAAACCAAAGGGCCCUCAUGGAGUAGGUUAUGCUCCAAAUAUUGCGCAUCCGAAGGGAUCACACAGGGCUUCACCUCCUAUGAAGUUCAUUGACGUCGAGACUUUGAUCGCAAAGACUGUUCCAAGUCCACUGAUGCCUGCAGCUGCCCAGACGCCUGCACAGGAAGCGAAACAGCACAGGGCAACGUUGCGGAGAAAAUUUUUGUCUGAUGCUUUCAGAAAGGAGGAAGAGCGGUUGCUUAAGGAGGAAGAAGUUUUAGAAAAAAGACAAAAAGAUCUAGAGCGUCAGCGACAGGCGGAGCUUGCCGCAAUGGAUGAAUCGAAAACAAGCGAUCUGACUGUACCCACAAUCGACAAGCUUCUUGAUGCUCCACUUAUGAGACGGCGCACUCCAGAAGAGAGAGAAUUGUUGCGGUCCAAGCGGAAACACAACCGGGAUCUGAUGCACUUAAACGCUGAGGAAAGAAAACUCGAAAAGCUACUGCAAUUAUACCAUGUGACAGAUCACUUUAUCGUCACCGAGGAGCAACUGAUCAAAAAUAUAGACGAAGCCUUCGCCAACGAGUCCUCCGAGGCCCUGAAAACAAAAUUGAGCGUUGGAGCUUUGAGACCCUCCGGUCGUAACGAAAAAGCUUUGGGUGAUGCGCUUUUCGGCUCAAUUGGCGGUGGAGGUCAUAUGGGUCUGCCUGUGGUCAAGGAUUUCUUGUCUGGAGAGUCCAAGGCGUAUGCUGAGGAAAUCGACACCAAAAACAAAGAACUACUCGAGAAGAGAAGACUCGACUUCGAAACUAUUUUGUAG
Messenger RNA from Lachancea mirantina, 915 nucleotides. The record is from the annotation of a GenBank genome assembly. Lineage: Eukaryota; Fungi; Ascomycota; Saccharomycetes; Saccharomycetales; Saccharomycetaceae.